AUGUCUGAAGAAGUUUACGACGGUGCCAUCGGUAUCGAUCUGGGUACCACCUACUCCUGCGUUGCGAACUACGACGGCAACAAUGUCGAAAUCAUCGCCAACGAGCAGGGUAGCUUCACCACCCCAUCCUUCGUUUCCUUCACCGACGAGGAGCGUCUCAUUGGUGAGGCCGCAAAGAACCAGGCCGCAAUGAACCCUGAAAACACAGUCUUCGAUGUCAAGCGAUUGAUUGGACGGCGAUUUGAUGACCCUAUUGUCAAGAAGGAUAUCGAAUCAUGGCCAUUCAAGGUCGUCGACCAAGGCGGCAACCCUAUGGUGCAAGUUAGAUACCUUGGAGAGACCAAGACCUUCUCACCACAAGAAAUCUCGUCGAUGGUCCUGAUGAAGAUGAAGGAGGUCGCCGAGACAAAGUUGGGCAAGAAAGUCGAAAAGGCUGUUGUCACAGUCCCUGCCUACUUCAACGACAACCAGCGACAAGCCACCAAGGACGCCGGUGCCAUUGCCGGCCUGAACGUUCUCCGCAUCAUCAACGAACCCACUGCUGCCGCCAUCGCCUACGGUCUUGGAUCCGGCAAGUCUGACAAGGAGCGCAAUGUCAUGAUCUACGAUCUUGGUGGUGGUACUUUCGAUGUUUCUCUGCUCAACAUCCACGGCGGUGUCUUCACGGUCAAGGCCACCGCUGGUGACACCCACUUGGGUGGUCAAGAUUUCGACACCAACCUCCUCGAGCACUUCAAGAAGGAGUUCACCAGGAAGACGAAGAAGGACCUCUCUGGUGAUGCCCGUGCCCUGCGAAGACUCCGUACCGCUUGCGAGCGUGCGAAGAGAACUCUGUCCAGUGCCACCCAGACCACCGUCGAGAUCGACUCGCUCUUCGAUGGUGAGGACUUCAACACCCAGAUCACCCGUGCUCGUUUUGAAGACCUCAACGCCAAGGCCUUCAACGGCACUCUCGAGCCUGUUGCGCAGGUGCUUAAGGAUGCCAACAUUGACAAGUCUGCUGUCGAUGUGAUCGUCUUGGUUGGUGGUUCCACCCGUAUUCCUCGUAUCCAGAAGCUCCUCAGCGAUUUCUUCGAUGGCAAGAAGUUGGAGAAGAGCAUCAACCCUGAUGAAGCUGUUGCCUACGGUGCCGCUGUCCAGGCUGGUAUUCUUUCCGGCAAGGCCACCUCCGCCGAGACCGCCGAUCUGCUUCUGCUCGACGUCGUUCCUCUCUCCCUUGGUGUCGCCAUGGAAGGCAACAUCUUUGCCCCUGUUGUUCCUCGCGGUAACACCGUACCGUGUAUCAAGAAAAGAACUUUCACUACAGUCGCGGACCAACAAACCACAGUCAGUUUCCCGAUUUUCCAAGGAGAACGGACGAACUGCGAGGACAACACCUCGCUUGGAGAAUUCACCUUGGCACCCAUCCCACCGAUGAGGGCAGGCGAAGCUCAGCUUGAGGUUGUCUUCGAAGUCGAUGUCAACGGAAUCCUCAAAGUCACUGCAUCGGAAAAGACAUCUGGCCGAACCGCCCACAUCACCAUCUCCAAUGCCGUUGGCAAGCUGUCCAGCACAGAAAUUGAGAAGAUGGUCGAAGACGCGGCCAAAUUCAAGAGCACCGAUGAGGCAUUCACCAAGAAGUUCGAAGCCAAGCAGCAACUCGAGUCCUACAUUGGCCGUGUCGAGGAGUUGAUCUCUGACCCGGGCCUGUCAAUGAAGAUGAAGCGUGGUAACAAGGCGAAAAUUGAGGAAGCCCUCAGCGACGCCAUGCAACAACUCGAGUUGGACGAUGCUUCGGCGGAUGAUUUGAAGAAGAAGGAACUGGCGCUCAAGCGAGCAAUGACCAAGGCUAUGGCCACGAGAUAG
This is a messenger RNA of Capronia coronata CBS 617.96, 1845 nucleotides long. Its product is annotated as heat shock protein SSB1. Bases 1 to 1845 code for a protein of 614 amino acids. The transcript is spliced from 7 exons. Gene Ontology annotation, molecular function: ATP hydrolysis activity; ATP-dependent protein folding chaperone; misfolded protein binding. The record is from RefSeq and is a predicted model, not a curated record. Lineage: Eukaryota; Fungi; Ascomycota; Eurotiomycetes; Chaetothyriales; Herpotrichiellaceae. Gene Ontology annotation, biological process: protein refolding; vesicle-mediated transport; cellular response to unfolded protein. Gene Ontology annotation, cellular component: nucleus; cytoplasm; cytosol.